AUGACAACGUGGUGUUUUCUUUUGGUGGGACACGUGCUGCAUGGAUCUGUUUUGCAGGAUGCUGCCUGUGGAGUGCGAUACUGCAGAGUCAUCAUAGGCAGCAAUGGCGUUGCCGUUGGCGCUAAAGAUGGCUUCACGGAGUUGCCAGCCCUCGGAAUUUUUUGGAAAAGACUUCCAGGUCUGCGUCAUUCAUGCAUUCACGCAGUGUUUGCAUUGCCAAUGGUGCCAAAGAUGGCUUCGAAGAUGCUCUCGGAGCAGCCAGAGGACUGUGAAGUGUGA
Molecule: messenger RNA, 279 nt
Organism: Seminavis robusta
Lineage: Eukaryota; Bacillariophyta; Bacillariophyceae; Naviculales; Naviculaceae
Source: the annotation of a GenBank genome assembly